Messenger RNA from Prorocentrum cordatum, 381 nucleotides. The record is from the annotation of a GenBank genome assembly. NCBI's taxonomy places the organism in Eukaryota, Dinophyceae, Prorocentrales, Prorocentraceae.
AUGCAGCAGCCCAUGACGCCGGAGCAGUACGCCGCGGCCCUGCAGCAGCAGUACGCCGCGGCCCUGCAGCAGGCGGCCCUGCAGCAGUACUACCUGCAGCUGUGCUGCUCGCAGCCGGCGCAGUACGCGCAGAGCUUCUCGCAGCAGGCGGCGCCCGCGCAGACGACGGUGGUCCUGCCUGCCGACGCCUUCCCGGGGAGGACGUACCAGGUGCAGGCCGGGGACGGCCGCCUCGUCAGUUUCCAGGUGCCCGCUCCCACGAGUUGCCGCCGAAGGCCUCCCCCCCCCCCUCCCCCCGCUCCUGCCGGCAUGCCCCCAGCGAAGCCGCUCGCACGUGCACAGCCGCGGCGGCUCCGCGCGCGCGGGCGACAGCCAAAGUGA